Messenger RNA from Pocillopora meandrina, 781 nucleotides. The record is from the annotation of a GenBank genome assembly. NCBI's taxonomy places the organism in Eukaryota, Metazoa, Cnidaria, Anthozoa, Scleractinia, Pocilloporidae.
AUGAUUGAAAACUUUAUGUUGACCAAAGAUGAGAUCAUUCAUAUACUUGUUGGUCAAAGAGGGGAAAAAGCGUAUUAUAACAUAAAAACCGGCUCAGGCGGAGGAGGUACAUUUGUAAUUAGAGACGACAACAAGCCUUUGAUCAUAGCCGGAGGUGGAGGAGGAGUUGCUAAAAUGACAGAACAACAUUCAGGAUGUGAUGCGUCCAUAAACACAACAGGAAAUGCAGGGUAUAACUCGCCAUUCCUGUCAGGAGGAAGUAACGGAAAUGGAGGACAAACUGAUAAACCGCACUCUGGUAGGUGAAGAAUUUCCUAUCUAUAACUGCUGAAUUUUUUUCUACAUCUAUCAGUAUUUCGAACAAAGAGGUGAUACUGGUCGCUCAAAUUUGGAUUUUUCUCAGAAUUACUAAAAGCCAUGAUCUUUUCAGUAGCUAAUGUCAACUGUAAAUCUCUUGAUUGUAGGCGGUGGCGGCGGCGGCUUUUACAGUAAUGGAGAAGAUUCAGAGUUUUCCGAGGGAGGGGGCAAGGGAGGUAAAGGAUUUCUUGCCGGGGGAGAGGGGGGAACAAAUCAGGGUGGUUUCGGAGGUGGGGGUGGUUCUCGUUUUAUUGGUGAGAUACCUGGAGGCGGUGGAAGGUACUCCGGGGGAAGUGGAGGUGCGAAUAAAGAUAUUUCCUGUGGGGGAGGGGGAGGUUCUUUCAACAACGGAACAAAUCAGCAAAAUGAAUGUUGUUAUAAUACUGCUGGACAUGGUAAAGUGAUCAUAACAUUUCUUCAUUGA